This is a messenger RNA of Medicago truncatula (barrel medic), 2020 nucleotides long. RefSeq names its product extensin-2. The record is from RefSeq and is a predicted model, not a curated record. The transcript has 2 exons. NCBI's taxonomy places the organism in Eukaryota, Viridiplantae, Streptophyta, Magnoliopsida, Fabales, Fabaceae. Bases 77 to 1825 code for a protein of 582 amino acids.
UUCAGGGUAUUCUACCUUACCACUGCUUUGAAGCAUUUACCACCCUUUUUCUGAAACAUUACAAAGAAACUAACUUAUGAUGGCUUCUCAUAGAUCCAUUUUCGCUAUCUCUAUCCUUCUUUUUGCGUUGCUAGCCAUAGCCUCCGCAACUGAUUAUGUGUAUGGUCCAGCACCAAACACUGAGAAGUCUGAACCCGAAAUCGAAGUAGAUAAGAAGUCAUACUCUACAAAAUCAGACUAUGAAGUUUCCAAAUCCAAAACAAAUUAUGAGUAUAGUCCAACUCCAAAGGUUGAGAAAUCCAAACUCGAUAUAGAUUACGAAGUACAUUUAAUAAAACCAAACUAUAAAGUUCCCAAACCCAAAGUAAAUUAUAGAUAUGAUCCCGUUCCAGAGAUAGAGAGACCUGAACCAGAAACAUAUUACAAACACCUCACCAAACCAAACUACGAAGUUCCCAAACCUGAAAUAGAUUAUGGGUAUAGUCCAACUCCAAAGGUUGAGAAGCCUAAGUCCGAAGAAGUUUACACAUCAAACCCCACAAAACCGGACUAUGAAGUUCCCAAAACCAAAAUAGAUUAUGGCUAUGCACCGGCUCCCAAGAUUGAGAAACCCAAGUCCGAAGCUGUUUACACACCAAACCCCACAAAACCGGACUAUGGAGUUCCCAAACCUAAAACAACCUAUGAAUAUGCCCCUGCCCCCAAGAUUGAGAAACCAAAGUCCGAAGCAAUUUACACACCAAACCCAACAAAACCAAACUAUGAAGUUCCCAAACCCAAAACAAAUUAUGAGUAUGCCCCAGCUCCCAAGAUUGAGAAACCAAAGUCUGAAGUAGUUCACACACCAAACCCCACAAAACCUGACUAUGAAGUUCCCAAAUCCAAAAUUGAUUAUGGGUAUGCCUCGACCCCCAAAAUCGAGAAAUCCAAGUCUGAAGCAGUCUACACACCAAACCCCACAAAAUCAGACUAUGAAGUUCCCAAAACCAAAACAGAUUAUGAGUAUGCCCCAGCCCCCAAGAUUGAGAAACCAAAGUCUGAAGUAGUUUACACACGAAACCCCACAAAACCUGACUAUGAAGUUCCCAAAUCCAAAACUGAUUAUGGGUAUGCCCCGACCCCCAAAAUCGAGAAAUCCAAGUCUGAAGCAGUCUACACACCAAACCCCACAAAAUCAGACUAUGAAGUUCCCAAAACCAAAAUAGAUUAUGAGUAUGCCCCAGCCCCCAAGAUCGAGAAACCAAAGUCUGAAGCAGUUUACACACCAAAAUCCACAAAACCAGACUAUGAAGUUCCCAAAACAAAUUAUAACUAUGCCCCAGCACCAAAAAUUGAGAAACCCAGACUUGAUACAAAUUAUAAACUACUCCCCACAAAACCAGAUUAUGAAGUUCCAAAACCAAAAGAAAACUACGAAGUGCAACUGCCCACAAUCAUUAGUGUUCAAGGAGUGGUUUUGUGUAAAUCUGGCUCUAAUUAUUAUCCAAUUCAAGGGGCUGUAGCACGAGUUACAUGUGAAUGUGUGAAUGAGCUUGGAUAUGAGACAGGUCCUAUAACAGUAUUGAGUCAUGUAACAGAUAGUAAAGGUUAUUACUAUGUUACAUUGUCACUUGCAGAGUUGGGAUCAAAGUUGAAGAUUAACGAAUGCAAAGCAUACCUAGAGAGUUCUCCAUUAGAGACAUGUAAAGUUCCCACCGAUGUGAACCAUGGCAUCAGUGGUGCUCCUCUUUCUUCUUACCGUCUUCUUGAAAACAAUUCCAGAUUGUACUCUGUUGCACCUUUCUUCUGCACCUCACAAGCUAAACCAGUUCCUAAUGGUUAUUAAACAUGUGCAUUGGUUUUCCAAAGAAAGUGAGAUAAACUGGCUGCAAAGUUCUACAAUGAUGAUUUCAUGUCUGUAUUUUUUUAUUUGUUAGUUUGUGGUUUUUCUAUUCUUCUAAUGUUUUGUUAAUCGUUCAAUUUUCACAAUUCGUUAUAUAUGAAAAUAAUGGUUCACCAUGAGCCAAACUUUAUCUCUUCA